UUCAUUCACGCCCACAGGAAUUAACAUUAAUGGACAUUUUGGAACCUGGGGAAGAGGAGGGUGCAAAAGGGGGAGACUCUAAGGAGGAGCCACAAAUGUCCAUAAGCCUGAGUGAGAGAAGUACGCUUCAAGGAAGAAAGAAUGAUUUAUUCUCCUCCACCUAUCACAUGAAGCAAAAAGACGAGGAUUGCAGGGAAAAGGAAGAAGAAAUCCUGUCAGCCUUCUGGAACUGG
Pelobates cultripes (western spadefoot toad) is the source of this 233-nucleotide messenger RNA. Lineage: Eukaryota; Metazoa; Chordata; Amphibia; Anura; Pelobatidae. The record is from the annotation of a GenBank genome assembly.